This is a messenger RNA of Rotaria sordida, 2382 nucleotides long. The record is from the annotation of a GenBank genome assembly. NCBI's taxonomy places the organism in Eukaryota, Metazoa, Rotifera, Eurotatoria, Philodinida, Philodinidae.
AUGAUUCGUGGUCUUACUAUCUCAUUACGUUUAAUUAUACCUUGGUUCAUCAAAUUUAUGUAUUACUUAUUCUUAAAGUUCAUUAGAGAAAGACAACAAAAACAAGAACAAUCAGAUAAAUUAAAAUGUUCAUGUUCAGUAAUUGCAUCAAAAUACAAACAAUUUGUUCAAAUUGAAGCAGAGUUUCAUCAAAUUUGUACAAGCUCAUUUACUUCGGAUCAAUGGCGAAUCAAUAUAACAACUGGUCUUGUUCCUAAUCUUACUGUUUAUGAACAGAGAGAUUAUCGUCGUUUUCUUUCUGCUCAUUUACAAUAUUUUCAAGGAUUAUGUCUAUUUUCCAUUCAAUCAGUGAACAAUUCAAUUGAACAAUUUCUGACGUCACUUUUCAUUACUUCAGAAGUUUUAUCAGAAAAAGAUUUUCAUGCACGUUUUCAUUUAUUGAUCGAACAGAGUAAAUCAAGUGCACCGAAAACAUCCGCUCAUCUUUUCUUUUUAAUUAGGAGUAUCAAUCAUGGAAAUGCUAUGGUAUCGACUUAUGGAACAAAUUUUGAAUAUAUUUCGACUUGGUUUUGGAACAAUGACUACUAUCCUUAUAUAUCUAAUCAAGCAAUAAUCUAUGAUAAUAAUUGUUCUUGUGGAUUAUAUCCAAAUUGUACUACUCAAGCAAAUUUUAUUGAAAGAAAUUCUUCUAGAAUUUCAAUAAAAGGCUUGAAAAUAGGUUGUACACCAAGUGAAUCAUUACGUUCUUCAACUCUUGAAUGUUUCUAUGAUCAAUCAUGUAUUAAUCAAAUUCAACGAUAUACCAGUUCAACAAAUAAAAUUAUUCCUCUUGAGAUAAAUAUGAGUCGAUUCUCAAUCAAUACUACUGUAGCUGAACUUAUCAAUGAUUUAUUUGUUGAACAAUGGGCAACAGCACUAAAUUAUUCAUCCUAUUAUAAACAAUGUUUACCUUUAUUAUGUUCAUGUACUUACAUUCAAAAAUUCAACAUACUCUAUAUAAUAACGAUUUCACUUGGUCUUCAAGGUGGUUUGACAAUUGUUCUUCAAUGGAUUUCUCCCAAAUUAGUUCGAAUUAUAGCAAAACUAUAUAAAAAUCGAAAGAAACGAUUAAAUAUUAUUGAACCAUCAUGUUCUUUUAAUAUGAUAACUAUUGAAAUUGAUAACAUAAAUAUUGAAUUUUACUUUUUAUUAUUAGCAUUAUCGACAACAAUGACAGUCAAUAUUAUCAAAAAUAUAACAAAACCAAUACCAAAUUGUCAAUUACAGUUCCAAGCAACAACUAGAUAUAGAAGUGGUUCGACUGCUGGUCUUAGAUCACCCGUUAUCGGUGAUUUUAAUGGUGACAGUCUACUCGAUGUUGCCUUUUUCAAUUACUAUACCAAUAGUAUGCAUGUAUUGAUUGGAGAUGGUAAAGGAAAUUAUACUGCAGAGAUGAAGACUUUGGUAGGAUCAUUCAACAGUUGGUUUUUUAUUAUUACUACGGCUGAUUUUAAUAAAGACAAUAAACUUGAUCUUGCUUUUACCAGUGAAAAUAAGGCCUAUGUCUAUCUGCUAUUCGGACAUGAUAAUGGAACAUUUCGACCAGUAGUAUCAAUCUUCUUGGGAAACAAAACUAAUGUGAGAGGAAUUGUUGUUUUUGAUUUCAAUGGUGACAAUCAUUUAGAUAUUGCUGUCGUCCAUCCAUCGAAUAGUAUUAUUAUUGUAUUAUUAGGAAAUAAUAAUGGAUCUUUUUCAACACGGACGACAUAUUAUACAGGACGUAAUGGAAAUCCAUCGUCAGUUGCCAUCACUGACUUUAAUGGUGAUGGUUACCAAGACAUUGUUUAUAAUAAUAUUAUGUCCAGAAAUAUUGGCAUUUUAUUUGGACGUAGUAAUGGAACCUUUGAACAACAAAAGACAUCUUUCACUGAUGGGUUUUAUUAUUCAUCUUUUAUUGCUAUUGGCAAUUUCAAUAGUGAUAAUCGAUCAGAUGUCGUUGUCUCGUAUAAUUCUGGAAAUAGUUUAGGUGUUCUUUUAGGCUAUGGUAAUGGAACUAUGGGUCCAGUAGCCCAGUUCCCAGUGGGAAAUAGAACAAAUUACCCAAGAAUUGCUGUUGGUGAUUUUAACAAUGAUGGUCAUUCGGACAUUGUUGUUAAUUCCAUCUUACGCUCCGUUAUAUAUAUUCUAGUUGGAUAUGGAGAUGGAAACUUUGAAGUGCAAAUGAUAUUUUCUACAGGAUUCGUUGGUACUUAUACUUGGGUUGAUGUUGCUGAUUUUAAUAAUGAUGGUUGUCAAGAUAUACUCGCUUCGGAUGAUACAAGAGGUGCUGUAUUUAUUCUUUUGAAUAUCUGUCAAUGUCAAUUAAAUCAAACCGUCGAGACAAGCACCUCGAUACAUCCUUGA